AUGGAGGUGUCGGGCUCGCGGUCUGGAGUGCGAGACGCGUCACCAAUCCUAGGUCCCUCUGAUCCUACGUCUCGACCAAAUUCCUCAAAGUCGACUCGCAGACGAGAGGUAGAAAAACACCGUGAGGUCACAACCACCGUCGGGCCAACGCCCAGCAUCGGUCAGUUCUCUUUUGCUCCGGCUACCCGUACCACCGUCGUCACCACCACUACAACCACCACCACCAACUUUCCUCCUCUUAUCUUCAAUCCUCCGCGCUCCGCUCGCGAACUCAACCCCAAAUUAUAUCCUCUUGCUUCAUAUCCUACUCCGUCCGCUCUGCGAAAUUUUCAGUUCGAACUCGAUGGCCAGUCUGUGGUAUUCAAUGAACCAGAAGAUACCGAUGCCGCUCUACACGAGAUACAUGAACAGCAUGUCGCUUUGAAGUCGUCAAAAGGUGUACUUACGUCGGUCGCAGGCUACGACGGUUCCGGUCAGAACGCCAGCCCUCGUGCCUCUAUCUCCCGUCCAUCGAGUGUUACAGCAUCCAAACGCCGAGCCGUUUCCCCGUUUACAUACCCCGAAGCAUCUGGCAAGCGUACUCGGUCUCUGAUGGUUCCUUUGGAUUCUCGUGGGCAACAAAGAAAGAGUCGCCUGGGAGGGAUUGCCUCCGCCACUAAUUCGUCAGUUGCCGGCCUAGCCACCCCUGAAACCGAAACAACUCGCUUUCGCUUUGAUCAACAUGCUGCUUUGAGAAAGCGUCUUCAUACCGACAAAGUUGGACAGUCUGUAACCUCUGCCGCAUCCUCUCAAGGCGACGCCGCUCUUUCCCAGACUUCAACUCCAAGUCAGACAUUCGCUUCAAAGACUCGUGUUCGACAUCAGAGUCCAGUUGAGACAACGCCAGUACUCGAAGAUCAGUCGAGCUCCAUGACACAUGUUUUGUCGGACUACCAUGGCCAAGACCCUCAGUCGGCUACAGAAGACGAUGGAUCUGGUGAAACUCUCGCUGCAGACAAUGAAGGAACCCAAGAACCAGAGUCUUUUCAACAGACUGCUCCAACCGCUCUGUCUACUCAUGGGUCAGUCCUCGGUCAAGACAUGUGCCUGCCCAGCCCGAGCCUGUCUCCAGUAACCGCCAUGAAUACUCACAACCCAGACUACUUUCUUGAGUUUCCAGACGACCAAGGAACAGAUACGGACUCCAGCUUGGAUAACCAUGUUCCUAUUCUAUCCAACACCCUCCGACAGAAGACUAUGCGCAGCGUGUCUAGCAGCCAAACAUCUACGAACGACACUGCUGUUCAAUCACGGCCCACGACUCUAAUGGAUAUUCCUGGCACGCUGGACUUUUUCGAAGCUAUACCGGACGAGAUGAAGACAUAUAUGAUGUAUCAGCUUUUGAAGCGUUGUCCCAAGCCUACCCUCCAGUUUGUGGCCGAUAUUGUCAACCCUGCGUUGAAGUGCGACUUUUUAGCUCUUUUACCCGCAGAACUGACGCUCAACAUUGUAAAGUAUUUCGAUUAUCAGACCAUGUGUCGGGCUUCUCAGGUUUCGAAGAAAUGGCGUCAUAUCAUCAACUCGGAUGAACGGCAUUGGAAGGAGUUGUUUGAGACCGCUGGGUUCAAGCUUCCUCCGGGCGAACUCCAGCAGGCUAUUAGAGAAGGUUGGGGUUGGCAGUUUCCUAAUGGACCAGAGGAUUACGAGAAGGAUAUCUCUACUCCAAAUAUCAACAUUGAUACCGACUACUUCAACCAAACAUCGAAUCUUUCGUCGAGUUUCCUGUCUAACUCGCUUUCCAUAGACACUGUUUCUCCUCGUCGAUCCAAAAGGAAAGCCAACAGAACGCCGAGUCGAAAGGCUGUCAGGCGUAAAUUGACUUCAUCUCGCAGGAUAGGAUCCCCAGCCUCAGAUUCAGACUGGAUCAACGAGCUUUCACUCAUUGAGGGACCCACUGCCGCAGCGAAUGCCGCGGCUGCUGCCAUUCCCUAUCCUGACGUUGGCCUCGGCUCACUUCGUAGUUUGCAUCUCUACAAGUCGCUCUAUCGACGCCAUCUUUCCAUUCAAAAAAGCUGGAUGCGUUCUGACUUGAAGCCAAAGCACCUAGCUUUCCGUGCUCAUGAUCGCCAUGUCGUCACCUGUCUCCAGUUUGACUCGGAGAAGAUCCUCACCGGUAGUGAUGAUACCAAAAUCCAUGUAUACGACACUAAGACCGGGGCGUUGAGAUCUGUUCUUGAAGGUCAUGAAGGCGGUGUUUGGGCUUUGGAAUAUCACGAGAACACACUUGUUUCUGGUUCCACCGAUCGAUCAGUGCGUGUGUGGGAUAUUGAAAAGGCCAAGUGUACGCAGGUAUUCCACGGACACACUUCUACGGUUCGAUGCCUGCAGAUUUUGCUUCCCGCUGAAGUUGGGAAGAAUCCCGAUGGGUCUUCAAUCAUGAUGCCCAAGGAACCGCUUAUCAUUACAGGAUCGCGUGAUUCCAAUCUCCGAGUUUGGAAGUUACCAAAACCGACCAAUCCUUAUUAUCUUGACGCCAGCUCACAUGCGGAGGAUACUGAUUGUCCAUACUUCCUACGCACUUUGUCUGGCCAUCAAUACUCUGUCCGCGCCAUCGCAGCACAUGGGGACACUUUGGUCUCAGGAAGUUACGACUGCACUGUUCGGGUUUGGAAGAUUUCGACCGGAGAGUGCUUGCACAGACUACAAGGCCAUACGCUCAAAGUCUACAGUGUUGUUUUGGAUGUGGAGAGGAAUCGUUGCAUCAGUGGCUCCAUGGAUAAUAUGGUCAAAGUCUGGUCAUUGGACACCGGGGCUUUGCUUUAUAAUCUAGAAGGCCAUACAUCACUCGUGGGUCUCUUGGACCUCAAGGGUGACCGUUUGGUCUCUGGAGCGGCCGACUCGACACUCAGGAUCUGGGAUCCGGAGAACGGUCAGUGCAAAAACACACUAACUGCUCAUACUGGAGCCAUUACCUGCUUCCAGCACGAUGGCGAAAAGAUCGUUUCAGGAUCUGACAGAACACUAAAAAUGUGGAAUGUACGAAACGGCGAAUGCGUCAAGGACCUUCUUCGAGACCUCAGUGGGGUGUGGCAAGUACGAUUCAAUGAGCGCACUUGCGUGGCGGCUGUCCAGCGAGAUGGGUUGACUUAUAUUGAGGUUCUCGAUUUCGGUGCUUUCCGGGAUGGUGUUCCCGAAUACCGACUCGGUAAACGCAUACUGGUCGACCGGUUUGGUCUUUCCGUUGACAACGACGACGAUGAAGACGAUUACGAUGCUACUGAAUAA
This is a messenger RNA of Talaromyces amestolkiae, 3264 nucleotides long. RefSeq lists its product as uncharacterized. The record is from RefSeq and is a predicted model, not a curated record. The transcript has 3 exons. Lineage: Eukaryota; Fungi; Ascomycota; Eurotiomycetes; Eurotiales; Trichocomaceae. Gene Ontology annotation, molecular function: protein binding. The coding region runs from base 1 to 3264 and encodes 1087 amino acids.